AUGAACUGUAAAUGGAUAUAUGUAUUUAUUUUAUUCAUACGCAUCGGUGAUACUGCCGACGAUGAAGGAAAUGAAAUUGCAAAUCACAAAGCUUGGGAAUUUUUGGAUACCUUCGAUUGUGGAUUUAAUUUCGCCGAUCGUAUUAUUGGGGGAUUAAAUGCAGCACCAAAACAAUUUCCUUGGAUCACAAGACUGGGUUUUUCCACCCGAGAAGAAAAAGAACUAGAUUGGAUGUGUGGUGGUGCGCUCCUAUCUGACCGUCAUGUCAUCACAGCAGCUCAUUGCGUUGUGACCUCAAUUGAAGCUAAACUGGUAACAAUUCGUAUGGGAGAGUACGACACUAGAACAAACCCGGAUUGUCAACUUAAUAAAUGUGCCCCUCCAGUUCAAGAUCGCGGUAUAAAAACUAUAAUAAGUCACCCAAAUUUUAACAAGCCAGCUUUUCACAAUGAUAUAGCAGUCAUCGUUCUAGAUGAACCGGUAGAAAUGAAUGACUAUGUUAUACCAAUUUGCUUGCCACGAGAGGAGCAAUUACGUCAAUACCUAGAACUAGGCGAAAAAUUAAUGGUAGCUGGCUGGGGCAAAAUGAAUAUGACUACAGACGAAAGAGCUAAAAUACUACAAUAUGUAACUGUACCUGUCCUAAAGCUGGAAAUGUGCAAUACGUUUGGAAAGCGAUUCACUUUAGCCGAAUCGGAAAUUUGCGCGGGAGCACAAGAAAACAAGGACGCAUGUGGGGGAGAUUCAGGGGGUCCUCUUAUGAAGGUUUUCGACACACCAGAUGGACCUAAAAGCUUCCUAGUUGGAGUCGUAUCAUUUGGUCCAACAAUUUGCGGCAUAAGAAAACCAGGGGUGUACACAUCGAUCAAGUUUUUUCUCAUCUGGAUUCUUGAUAAUUUGAUAUAA
This is a messenger RNA of Danaus chrysippus (African queen), 906 nucleotides long. Lineage: Eukaryota; Metazoa; Arthropoda; Insecta; Lepidoptera; Nymphalidae. The record is from the annotation of a GenBank genome assembly.